This is a messenger RNA of Dromiciops gliroides (monito del monte), 2237 nucleotides long. It is a transcript of the gene PRKCSH, whose product is annotated as protein kinase C substrate 80K-H. The record is from RefSeq and is a predicted model, not a curated record. Gene Ontology annotation, biological process: liver development; N-glycan processing. The transcript has 18 exons. Gene Ontology annotation, molecular function: calcium ion binding; protein binding. Gene Ontology annotation, cellular component: glucosidase II complex. NCBI's taxonomy places the organism in Eukaryota, Metazoa, Chordata, Mammalia, Microbiotheria, Microbiotheriidae. Bases 192 to 1787 code for a protein of 531 amino acids.
UCAGAGUGGUCGCUGCCUCCCCUCUUCCGGGCAGCCGGGAUUGGAUAGUGAGCCGGAAGUGCCGGAAUUCCUUGCUUCCGCUUCCUUUUCCCGAUUGGAGCCUCGUCGAGCGUGUGCUGGGAAGCAGGGGUGGAUGAAAGUGACUUCUGGCUCCGACCCUGAAGUUGCUGCUGCUUCCUGUACCCAGCACAAUGUUUCUGUCGUCUCUGCUGCUGCUGCUAAGCACUGCCACAGCUGCUGUUGAAGUCAAAAGGCCUCGAGGUGUCUCCCUUACCAAUCAUCAUUUUUAUGACAAAUCUAAGCCCUUCACCUGCCUGGAUGGGUCCUCCACUAUCCCCUUUGAUCAAGUAAAUGAUGACUACUGUGAUUGUCAGGAUGGCUCCGAUGAACCAGGCACAGCUGCCUGCCCGGAGGGACGCUUCCACUGUACCAAUGCUGGCUAUAAGCCCCACUAUAUCCCCUCAAGCCGUGUCAACGAUGGUAUCUGCGAUUGCUGUGAUGCCACAGAUGAGUACAACAGUGGUGUUGUCUGUGAGAACACGUGCAGGGAAAUGGGCCGGAAGGAGAAGGAGACUCUGGAGCAGAUGGCAGAGGUUGCCCGUGAGGGUUUCCGGCUCAAGAAGAUCCUGAUUGAGGAAGGGAAGAAGGGCCAGGAGGAAAAGCAGAACAAGCUCCUUGGUUUGCAAGAGUCGAAGAAGGCCCUGGAGGAGCAGGUGGCAAUGCUGAGAGCAGCAAAGGAGGAGGCCGAGAAGCCUGAGAAAGAAUUCAAGGAGCGGCACCAGAGGCUGUGGGAAGAGCAGCAGGCAGCAGCCAGGGCUGCACGGGACCAGGAGAAGGCUGCCAGUGCUUUCCAGGAGCUGGAUGACAACACCGAUGGAGUGAUUUCCGUGGCUGAGCUUCAGACUCACCCUGAACUGGACCCAGAUGGUGAUGGGGCUUUGUCAGAGGCAGAAGCCCAGGCUCUGCUAGGAGAGGCCUUGCAAGUGGAUGCAGCCAGUUUUCAAGAAGGCCUGUGGGCAGCCAUCAAGGAUAAGUACCGGCAGGAGUCCCUGCCCACUGUGCCACCUCUUCCUGAGGCCACAACAGAGGAGAUGCCAGAGGUCCCAGAAGAGCCAUCCCCAGCAGAUGAUGAAGAUGAAGGUCCUGGGUUGGAGGAAGAAACGGAUGAGGAUGACGAGGAUGAAGAAGAGGAGAGCCCGGAGGAGGACAAGGAGCCCUUGCCCCCACCGCCAGCCAAGGUGGAUGAGGAGGUUGAGAUGGACAAGAUGCCUCCAUAUGAUGAGAGAACCCAGGCCUAUAUUGACGCGGCCCAGGAAGCUCGGGACCAUUUUGAAGAAGCUGAAAAGUCAUUGACGGAGAUGGAGGAGUCCAUCAGGAGCCUAGAACAAGAGAUGGCUCUGGACUUGGGCCCCAGUGGGGAGUUUUCCUACCUGUUUGGACAGUGCUACGAACUGUCCACCAAUGAGUAUAUUUACAGAUUAUGUCCCUUCAACCGAGUCACCCAGAAACCUAACCACGGUGGUUCUGAGACCAACUUGGGCACCUGGGGGUCCUGGGAUGCAUCAGAGGGGGACAAAUUCCGCAUCAUGCAUUAUGAGCAUGGGACAGGUUGCUGGCAAGGCCCCAACCGUUCUACCAAGGUAAAGCUGGUGUGUGGGAAGGAAACAGUAGUCACAAGUGCCACUGAGCCAAGUCGAUGCGAGUACCUGAUGGAGUUGGUGACCCCAGCUGCUUGCCAGGAGCUGCCCCCAGAGUCUCCAGAGGAUCUUGACCAUGAUGAGCUCUAAGCCCCCCAGAAUUCCAAGGGAGAAGCUAAUACCUUGAGAACCUGCACACACAUCUCCUUCCUAACCCUGCCCACCAGACUUUUUGGGGCCCAAUGCAGGGGGUUCUGCCCCCUGACCCUUCACCUCCUUGGAGGGUUCGCUGUCUUGAUGAAGAGUCUCUGUGUUGUGCCUCCCACCCAACACCAUGAGGCUGCACCUUUGAUUGGGAAGCCUCCCCGUUCCCUAUGGUCCAGCUGCUUCAGUGACUGGGACACUUUUGCUUGCCAGAUCAUCUUCCCAUAUUGGCAGCUCUACCCACUGAUGGGUGACUUGAUAUCCCCUCACCCUCACCAACGCUCUGGGCCCAGGUGGUACAGUGGUGGCCAGCGGGUGAGACCUUCAAGGGUGGGAGAUCCUGACCUUACUGUGACCUGGACACAAUAAACUCAGAUCCUUCCCUAUGGCUGGAAA